Diospyros lotus (date-plum) is the source of this 1188-nucleotide messenger RNA. RefSeq lists its product as uncharacterized. Bases 372 to 968 code for a protein of 198 amino acids. The record is from RefSeq and is a predicted model, not a curated record. Gene Ontology annotation, molecular function: RNA binding. The transcript has 3 exons. Lineage: Eukaryota; Viridiplantae; Streptophyta; Magnoliopsida; Ericales; Ebenaceae.
CAAACACUCCCUAAUUUCAAUCAUAAUUUCAUCCUCACACUCAGAAAGGGUUUAGGGUUCAACCAAUAAUCCUAAUUUCAUGGUCACCGUUACAAACAGUUUAGGGUUCAUCAAAUAGCUCCUCAUCAACUAGCCGUCGCAGUUGUCGAUUGUUGUUGCCGUUGCCGGUCGACGCCGCCUCACUAUUGGUUCUCGUCCUUUUUUGUAGUAUUCUCAGGUUCUUUUACCCUACUUUUAUUCUUGUGGCUGCUUGGCUCUAAUGCCAUGUCGCAAGAGCACUACAGUUCACAUGUCCCUCCCAUUUCCACAAAUAGUUGAUGCUUUGAUCGACGGUCUGGUUUAGAGGUGAAAUUUGAAUUUGUUACUUCAUCAUGAAUUCAUCAGAAGCAGAGUUUGCAGCAUUUCAUGAGAGGGUGAGUCGGACAGUUUACAUGGACAAUCUUUCACCUCGGGUCACUGAAGUUGUCUUGAGAACUGCACUCAAUCAGUUUGGAAAUGUCAAGCAAGUUCAUUUCAUCCCGAACUACACACACCCAGGCAAUGUAGUGCAUUGUGCCUUGGUGGAGAUGGAGAAUUCAAAGCAGGUUAAGCAAAUUGUGUUGGGGAUGGCUAAUUUGCCAUUCAUGAUGUCAGGGAUGCCAAGACCUGUCCGAGCACGUGCUGCUGAAGCGAAGAUGUUUGAUGAUCGUCCAAGAAAACGUGGGAGAAAGAUUACUUUCCGGUGGUUGGACCAGCAGGACCCUGAUUUCCAGGUUGCCAAGAAGCUCAAGGAUCUGGCAAGGAAACAUGCUGCUGAAGCUUCAUUCAUGCUUAAGCGACAACUGGCUAUAGAAGAGAAGAUUGCAAACCAACAAUCAGAAACCCUGAAGGCAAAUUACAAGAAAUAUGAGCUGAUAGAUGGCGUCAUCCGUGAUGGAACUGCUUUCCACUUGGCACAAUGUUAUAACACCAGAAUCUUUGAGGAUUAAUAGGAUUCACGGUAAGCUUUUACUGUCUAUAGGUACUAGUCAAGAAGUAACAUGUUUGUACAGAAGUGAGAUGGACUGUAGACUCUUGCAACUUGGGUAACUAUGUCUCUUCAUUUUGAUCAUCAAUUUGGACGAUCAGAGUGAAUCUUUUGUGGUGAAUCUGUAUGUUGUUACCGUAAGAUUGAAGAGGCAAGGGUUGAAAAGAAGCUUUGAAGAUGGC